Messenger RNA from Orbilia oligospora ATCC 24927, 2124 nucleotides. RefSeq lists its product as uncharacterized. Gene Ontology annotation, cellular component: cytoplasm. The record is from RefSeq and is a predicted model, not a curated record. Gene Ontology annotation, molecular function: ATP binding; NAD+ synthase (glutamine-hydrolyzing) activity; glutaminase activity. The transcript has 6 exons. Gene Ontology annotation, biological process: NAD+ biosynthetic process. The coding region runs from base 1 to 2124 and encodes 707 amino acids. Lineage: Eukaryota; Fungi; Ascomycota; Orbiliomycetes; Orbiliales; Orbiliaceae.
AUGGGUCAUCUAACGACCCUUGCGACUUGUUCGCUAAACCAGUGGGCCCUAGAUUUUGAGGGCAAUGCCGAACGUAUCAUCGAGAGUAUUCGCCUUGCUAAGGCUGCUGGAGCUUCACUUCGUGUCGGCCCUGAGUUGGAGAUAACUGGCUAUGGAUGUCUAGAUCACUUCCUUGAAGGCGAUACCUAUCUCCACUCGUGGGAGAUGUUCGCUAGAAUUCUAAACAACGAGGAGUGUCAAGAUAUCAUCCUCGAUAUUGGAAUGCCAGUAGCCCAUAAGAACGUCCGCUACAACUGCCGUGUCAUCGCUCUGAACCGUAAAAUACUCCUUAUUCGUCCCAAGAUCUGGCUCGCCAAUGAUGGAAACUACCGUGAGAUGCGAUACUUCACACCAUGGUCCCGCCCACGCCACACAGAAAACUACUACCUCCCACGAAUGAUCACGGAAAUCACAGGACAGUCUCAAGUUUUAUUCGGAGAUGCCGUUAUCUCCACACCCGAUAGUUGUAUCGGAGCCGAGACGUGUGAGGAAUUGUUUACACCUGAUAGUCCACAUAUUCCGAUGGGACUUGACGGUGUUGAGGUUGUAACGAAUUCCAGCGGGAGUCAUCACGAGCUUAGGAAGUUGCAUACUCGAAUUGAAUUGAUACGGAAUGCGACCUUGCAACAUGGUGGGAUAUAUCUCUAUUCCAACCAGCAGGGAUGCGAUGGUGACCGGCUAUACUACGAUGGUUGCGCUAUGAUCAUCAUCAAUGGAAAAGUCGUGGCACAGGGAACGCAGUUUUCAUUGAAUGAUGUGGAAGUGGUUACCGCUACUGUCGAUCUUGAGGAAGUUCGAAGCUUUAGGUUUGCUCCAUCAAGGGGGCUACAAGCCGUUAACAACAGUAAAACUUACACAAGAGUCGAAGCGACGAAGGCAUUGUCGAAGGGUGGAGAGUAUAUUCAUCCGGCUGUCAAACCGUCGCCUGAGAUUCCGGUUCGAUACCAUACACCAGAGGAAGAAAUUGCACUUGGGCCAGCAUGUUGGCUUUGGGAUUACCUGCGGCGAUCGGGAACGGCUGGAUUCUUUCUCCCGCUCAGCGGUGGUAUUGAUAGCUGUGCAACUGCUACAAUUGUUCACUCCAUGUGCCGAUUGGUUAUCGAAGCCAUCGAAAGAAACGACAAGCAAGUCAUCUCUGACGUUCAAAAGAUCACAAAAGACCCUUCAUUCGUUCCGACGACUCCACAAGAACUUGCCAACCGUAUCUUCCACACUUGUUUCAUGGGGACUGAAAACUCUAGCAAUGAAACUCGAUCCCGUGCGAAGGAGUUCGCAGAGGCGAUUGGUGCCUACCACGUUGAUCUAAACAUGGACACCCUCGUCACCGCAGUUAGGGAACUGUUUACUUUCGUCACCAACAAAAAACCUAGAUUCUUCGUCCACGGUGGUACAAAAACCGAAAACUUGGCCCUACAAAACAUCCAAGCCCGACUUCGUAUGGUCAUCGCCUAUCUCUUCGCUCAACUCCUCCCAUGGGUCCGCGGCUUCGAAGGCGGGCUUUUGGUCCUAGGAAGUGCGAAUGUGGAUGAAUGUCUUCGCGGUUACCUCACCAAAUACGAUUGUUCAAGUGCAGAUAUUAACCCCAUCGGUGGAAUUUCAAAAACGGAUCUGAAGAGGUUUAUUGCGUACGCUAGAGAUCAGUAUGAGAUACCUAUACUUCAUGAGUUUUUGACAGCUACGCCGACCGCGGAGUUGGAACCUAUUACCCAGGAAUAUGUACAGAGUGAUGAGGCGGAUAUGGGAAUGACAUAUGACGAACUUAGCGUUUUUGGUAGACUGAGGAAGGUGGAGAAGUGUGGACCUUAUGCGAUGUUUACGAAGUUAUUACAUGUUUGGUAUCCAAGAUUGACGCCAGCAGAGAUCGCGACGAAAACCAAGAACUUUUUUUAUUACUACUCUAUCAACCGACACAAACAAACUACCCUCACGCCUUCGUAUCACGCAGAACAGUACUCUCCAGAUGAUAAUCGGUACGACUUGCGACCAUUUUUGUAUCCAAGAUUUUCUUGGCCAUGGAAGAAGAUUGAUGCGGCGUUGGAACAGAUUGAGAAGGUUGAGGCGGAAAGGGAGAAGAAGUUACAAUAG